Molecule: messenger RNA, 2194 nt
Organism: Leptopilina heterotoma
Lineage: Eukaryota; Metazoa; Arthropoda; Insecta; Hymenoptera; Figitidae
Product: fatty acyl-CoA reductase wat-like
Exons: 11
Coding region: 401-2011 (536 amino acids)
Biological process (GO): long-chain fatty-acyl-CoA metabolic process
Cellular component (GO): peroxisome
Molecular function (GO): alcohol-forming very long-chain fatty acyl-CoA reductase (NADP+) activity
Source: RefSeq, a predicted model, not a curated record
CAAUUGUUCAGUAUUCUUCAAUCUCGUGUCGAGUCAACGUCCAAAGGCAAGGACGCUCGCGGAUUUAUCAACUUCCGCACAAGAAUUAUCUUUAAUUUUUCUCUACCUCUAUAUUUCUAUUUGUGAUUUUCAAUCUUUUUUUUUUAUUUUUUUGAUAAAAGGAAGAAAAAAAAAAUUUUUUUCUAAUGCGGUCAAAAUAGUUGAUGUGACAUAAUUUUUUUUUUUUUAAUCAAAAAUUUUAUUCAAUAACACCAGUUAUUGAAAUUACAAAAGAGUGUGUGAAAGAGAGAUAAAGGAAGGAAAGAGAGAAAAGUAAGAAAAUUAGCGACUUUAUUGUCGCAAAAUCAUCAAAUUCUUGGAUCGACACAAAAAAAAGUGCCAAUCACCUUUAAAAAAAAAAAUGUAUCCCGAAAUUGACAUCUCACAAGAAACGGAGAAUACAUAUUCUAAUAUUAUUGGAGAUGAAACGAACAAUAAUAAAAUUACCAGUUCACAUAGAAAUGGAAUUGUCAUCAAUCCAGGAACACCAAUUCAAGAAUUUUAUGCUGGACAAAAAAUAUUCAUCACUGGCGGAACUGGAUUCUUGGGAAAAAUUCUAAUUGAAAAGCUUUUAAGAAGCUGCCCAGAUUUGUCAACGAUUUACCUUUUGAUACGACCGAAAAAGGAGAAAAAUGUCGAAAGAAGAAUGAAUGACUUAUUUGAGGAUUUGAUCUUUGAAGUUAUGAAAGAGAAAAUGCCAAAAUUUCGUCAUAAGGUCGUUGCAAUUGAAGGAGAUUGUACACUUGAAGGCCUAGGUCUUUCUUCAUCUGACCGAGAACUUCUAAUACGCGAAGUGACGAUAAUUUUUCAUGUGGCUGCAACAGUUCGUUUUGACGAAAAAUUAAAAACUGCAGUUGCAAUAAAUAUUCGCAGCACUGCCGAUAUUUUGGAAUUGGGCAAAGAUAUGCAGAAGUUGAAGUCAAUGAUCCAUGUAUCGACAGCAUAUGCAAAUUGCAACCAGAAAAAGAUCGAGGAAAAAUUGUAUACAUAUCCCAUCGAGUCUGAAGAUCUUUUGAAGUUGGUUGAAUGCCUUCCUGAAGAGGUGAUUGAUGAAAUCACUCCAAAAAUAAUCUCAUCUUGGCCUAAUACUUAUGCCUUCACAAAAGCCCUCGCAGAAGAUUAUGUGAGAAGAAGGAACAAAGGACUGCCUUUAGGAAUAUUUAGACCGGCAAUUGUUGUUUCAACUUCUAAGGAGCCUAUCCCUGGCUGGAUAGACAAUCUUUAUGGUCCAACUGGAGUUACAGCUGGAGCUUCAACUGGAAUUUUGAAGACCCUGCAUUGUAAUCCAAAAGUAAACGCCAAUAUUGUUCCUGUGGAUUUAACUGUUAAUGCUCUAAUUGCAAGUGCUUGGGAUGUAGCUAUGCAGCCGACGAGGAGGGAGGAAGAUAUGUUAAUAUACAAUUUUGUAUCCUCUGAAGAUGCCCCACUAACAUGGAACGAGUAUUGUGAUGUAAACACCAGAUAUUCCGAUAUUUAUCCUCCGAGCAAUUCAUUUUGGUAUUUGUCAUUUAAAAUGAAUAAACAAAAAUUAAUGCACACAUUGUCAACGCUAGUUUUACAUUUAUUACCAGCUUUUAUUGUCGACACAAUUUGCAUUUGCCUCGGUCAAAAACCAAGACUGAUGAAAAUGUAUCAGAAAAUUCACAAAUUCACAACCGUUAUUUCACAUUUUUGUACCAACGAAUGGGUUUUUACCAACGAAAAUGUACGAUUACUUUUCGACCGAAUGGACACCAAGGAUCAAGAAAUCUUUAGUUUCAGUAUGAAAAAUUUCAAUUGGGAUAAAUAUUUCGAAACAUAUUUAAAGGGAAUACGAGUCUAUCUUUUUAAAGACAAACUCGACAAUUUGGAGAAAAGCAAAGUCAGGUGGCAAAGGCUCUACUGGUUACACCAAUGUGUCAAAGUGAUGACAUUCACUGUUGGCGUUUGGCUCUUAUGGCGAAUAUUCUCCACUGUCUUGAGUUUAACGUAAAAAAACAUUCAUCACGUUAUAUUUUCUUUAAUCGAACAAAAAAUUCUAGUUGUAAAAAAAAAUGUGUUACACUUGUAAAUAUUACUAAAAUUUAAACUUUGUAAUUUGCCACUUGUCCACGUAAUUCAAUAUGUAAUAUUAAUAUUGUAAUGAAAUUAAUUAAUUUAAUUAAGUGAAACUGAA